Molecule: messenger RNA, 486 nt
Organism: Chlorella variabilis
Lineage: Eukaryota; Viridiplantae; Chlorophyta; Trebouxiophyceae; Chlorellales; Chlorellaceae
Exons: 6
Coding region: 1-486 (161 amino acids)
Molecular function (GO): protein binding
Source: RefSeq, a predicted model, not a curated record
AUGUUGAUGGCAUCUGCGGCGCGCAACGUGACCAGGCAGCAGCGCCUGACGACACGCGCUGCAGAGGAGGUUGUGGGGCUGACGGAUGUGGAGCCAGAGGAUGCCCGGAGCUCCAUCGCCGUGGGGCUCAAGUUUUCCAACGCGGGCCAGUGGGCUAAGGCGCAAGAGUACUUUGAGAAAGCGCUUGAGCUGCCCGGCACGGGGCUGAAGCGGUGGCGCGACAAGCCUCCGGCGCUCAGCACGGGCGAGCUGACGUCUGCGCUCUACAACAUCGCCUGCUGCCGCAGCCAGCUGGGAGACAUCGAGAACGGACUGAUCGCCAUGUCGGGCGCCGUGGAGCAAGGGUACCGCGAUUUCCAGCAGGUGGCCGCUCUGCGCUCAGACCCCGACCUCACAGCGCUCAGGGCGGACGAGCGGUUUGAGGGCUUCCUGCGCCGCUACGAGCGCAAGCAGCCCGAGAAGACCGGUUUCAUGGGCCUCUUCUGA